Molecule: messenger RNA, 723 nt
Organism: Pistacia vera
Lineage: Eukaryota; Viridiplantae; Streptophyta; Magnoliopsida; Sapindales; Anacardiaceae
Product: agamous-like MADS-box protein AGL65
Exons: 9
Coding region: 1-570 (189 amino acids)
Biological process (GO): regulation of transcription by RNA polymerase II
Molecular function (GO): protein dimerization activity; DNA-binding transcription factor activity, RNA polymerase II-specific; RNA polymerase II cis-regulatory region sequence-specific DNA binding
Source: RefSeq, a predicted model, not a curated record
AUGGGAAGAAGAAAGUUGACAAUCAAGAGACUUGAAAGUAUGAAAGCAAGGCAGACAAAAUAUUCAAAGAGAAAAGUAGGAUUGCUGAAGAAGGCUAAAGAACUUUCAGUGCUUUGUGACACUGAUUUAGCCCUUCUCAUGUUCUCCCCCACCGGAAAACCAUCACUCUUUAUUGCCCACAACAAGGAUCUGAGCAAUGUGUUGGAGAGACUGUCAAAAUUGUCUGUUGAAGAUCGUGAAGAGAGGAGAGGCUACACUAUGAAGUUGUUGAAGAAAAUAUAUGCCAACUCUGACAUUGAUCCAAGAAAUUUCUCACUGGACAGAAAUGAUGCACUCAAGUUGCACGAAGAUCAGCUUAGGGAGCUGAAACAAAAACUUGCUGAGAAAAGCAGAAUAUUGAGGGAAUGGAAGAAUCCACAAAAUGUGAAGGACCUUGCACAAAUCAAAAUUAUGGAGGAGCAUCUCAUGGGUUAUCUUAAUAAAAUCAUAUUUAAAAAGAGACAACUGUUGCUGGAGCAGCAGCAGAAAUUUGAAGCGCCUCACCAGGCAUCUGAGGACCAGCAAAUAUAAUAAUACACUAUUCUUCACAGCCUGGCACCCUCCUGGCUUAAUCCUCGCAAGACAUGCAAAGUGGCGCCAUGUAUCAUUUAUGGCUUCUAUCAAAUAUAAAUGAUGAGCUUCAUUUUGAAUUAUAUUGACAAUGCAACUGGCUUCCCAUUUACU